Messenger RNA from Nannizzia gypsea CBS 118893, 735 nucleotides. RefSeq lists its product as hypothetical. The record is from RefSeq and is a predicted model, not a curated record. Bases 1 to 735 code for a protein of 244 amino acids. The transcript has 3 exons. NCBI's taxonomy places the organism in Eukaryota, Fungi, Ascomycota, Eurotiomycetes, Onygenales, Arthrodermataceae.
AUGAAUUCUUCUUCCCCUGAAAUCCCCAAUGGGACACCACAGAUCCACACCCAAUCACAAACGCCACAGGAUUCCACUUCGCUGUUAGAGCUGUUUUUGCAACAUGAAUCAAACAUCAAUACCCACCUUGAACUCUGCACCCAACUUCGCGGCCUGAUACCACAGUCCACCAUUUCGUUCUACGCCAUGUCGUCGAUGAUAAAUCAAAGCCAGCGGUUUAUGGAAGAAAUCAAGAAAAUGAGGGAAGAGAUUCUCCUUCGCAACAUGCCAACAAGACCAAUGACAAGGUCGAAGAGCUCAAGACUGUCCAGUGCCGCAACGAAAGGCACGACGGCGGGUGUGAAAGAAACUAAUCCAUCUCGGAAUGGAGACACGCCCAACCCAAUGCUAAAAACCGAUGAACAAUCAUCUACAACCACUCAAGGGCCCCCGAAGCGCAAAAAGCGUUCUCGCCCAUCAAGCGACUCUUUGGUUUCUGGCAGUAACGAUAUUGGGGAAAGAGCGGGUUUAAAGAGGCCAAAAGGGCGUUUAAACGACUCAACUGCGGAAGGUGCUUCCAACAAACCGGAAGACAUAGCUCCCAUCGAACUUGAAGAUAUAUCUACUGAAGUCGAAGCACGGCUAAAACUCAGGGAAGAAACUCGGCGGAAAAAACGAGAGAAGCAUUUAAAAAGGAAAAGAGACAGUAUUGAAUCAAUAGGUGGUGGAGAUAGGGUAAAGAAAGUGAAGAAAUAG